UAUGUAGAACUUUCAUCAAAAGCAUAUUACUUGUAACGUGUAGCUUCAAGGAUGAAAGAGAGCCAUUGCCAUAAAGUUUCUCAAGUUUUGAUCUUCACUCUCCGACUCGCGCAGGACUACUCCUGUUUGCAACUCUGACCUUUUUACAUCAUUUACAGAAAGCCAUGGGGCGUGGCAAAUUAGGAAAUGGAGAAGUUGUGUCGGAGCCAGCUGAGUAUCACCAGCCUGUUGGGAUUUAUGGGUGGAGGAAGCGAUGCCUCUACAGCUUUAUUCUCUUUCUCAUGAUCAUGACGGUCAUCAACCUGGCACUCCUAAUAUGGAUCCUCCGAGUGCUCAACUUCUCAGUGGACGGUAUGGGAAAGAUGAGAAUAACAGAAGAUGGCAUCUUAAUGGAGGGUGAAGCGGAGUUUGUAAAAUCUCUAUACACAUCAAACAUACAGGCACAACUUCAGGACAAACCUCUGUUCGUUGAAUCUAGUCGGGGCAUUAUCAUGCAUGCCAGGGAUGAUGAUAACAAUGUAAUGAGCACUAUGGCGUUAGGCAACAGAACUUUGGAGGCACAGUGUGACAGUUUUGAAGUCAAGGAUCAUAAUGGAAACACACAAUUCAAGGUCAACGAUAGAGAAGUCAGCAUGGAGGUAGACGAAGUUAGAUAUACAGGAUCCUCCAAGCUAGUGUUUGAGGGAUCUGUAGCCACACCUACCUUGAGGAGUCCUCCCUCAGAUCCACUCAAGAUUGAGUCUCUAGGAACCUCAAUACGAAUACACGGAGAGACGGGUAUUAAUCUGAAGGCACCUGCUGGAAAUGUGCUGAUCAAGAGCUCAGACGAUAUCCUGUUAGAAUCAACAGAUAACUCGAUCUACGUACAGUCACGUGACCUGUACCUAAAGAGUACUAAAGUGAGUAUACCCGCGGUGGGGAGACCAUACACUGGCAAAGUCUACCAGCUUUGUAUGUGUAUGAGUGGUCGUCUGUAUCUGUCAGACCCCAGCGAUGACUGCCAGGCCACAGACACCAUUUGUCAGUAGUGACCACUCAACACUGACCAUCACAGUGAAGAUACGUUUCGGUCAGUGGCCAUUUACAACUUUGAGGGAGAUAAAGCAUAGCUUAUCAAACGACUUUAAAGUAAAAAUAGUUUUGUUGUUUGCUUUCUAGGUAAAUGACCGUUGUAAUAUCUCGGUACCUACCUUGAGAAGAAUAUAGGUCACAGCUGGUUGAUUCGUAACGCAGUCUUAAAUGUUUUAUUGUUGUUCUGUGAUAUUGACUGACAGGUCACUGUGUCAUAAAUAUUAAUAACGCACAGAAUCUCAGUUAAGUCAAUCUAUACUACAAGUUAAACCUCCUAAAAAUAAAGAUUUUGAUAUUAAUAAAAUCAUUGUAAGGAAAUCUUCAGCAUUAUUUAUCGGGAAAUAUAUGAUUUAGUAAAUCAAGGUUAGGUGCAAUCAGUUAUGUCCAAAGUGAUCCAUUUUAAAAUGAAAUGCAACUCAUUUAAUAUUUAUGAAUAUUCAAAGUGAAUUACUUAUUAUAAUCGUCCUCUGUUAACAUGAAUACUUCUCCUACAUUUGUUGUGACAAAGAUUUAAGUCAAGUUAAGUGCAAGUUUAUUUGUCUCCAGGAUUAUUUUUGAAUCAUUAUGUUUCUAAUAUGUGCUUUGUCCGUAUAAUAUUUGUUUAGGACUAACCUUAUUUUGAUGGAGUUUGAAAAUCAGUCAAUAUUUUAAUAGAUUUAUUAUACAUGUAAUACUGAAAUAAAAACCAGGAAUACUAAUACGACAAGUUAAUUUCCAUGGCCCCUUUUAAUUUCUAAUAUUAUCUUUCAGCAUACAAUCCGAAAUUCUGUGGGGGGGUUUAUGAGGAUUGAAAAUACUACACAGUGCAUAAAAUCUUAAAUUUUUUAUAUACAGUAUUCCAAACCCUUUCACCCCUAUGUAACUUUAGUGUACUCUACCAUGCAUUGAUAUGGAUGAGUCUGUUAUGGUCUACAGUGGUGAAAGAGUUAAUUAACAGAGCUGUACAGCAGCUUUAGUAUCAUGACAAUGUAUAGUUGUGAUUUCUGCACUACUCCCUAGCAGACGAAGCAUUUUUCACUUCACCACCUUCUAAAAGACCAAGGAUCGCAGUAUUUCAAAAAGGAUUUUAACCACUGAGAGUAUAUUUUUUACCAGAUAUUUGUUAUAAUGUUGUAUAAGGGUACAUGAUAAUGUUGUAUUAGGGUACUUGAUAAUGUUGUUUUAGGGUACAUAUGUCAAGUAGUAUCUAUAUUCAGUCUAGGUUAUUGUAUCGAUAACCGUACUACAUAUUCAGUAAGGCCAGUAAGAGGAACAGAAAUCUUUGCUUGACAUAAAUGGGUAAUAUUUUACAGUAUGUAUAAGAAAUUUCAAUAUUAGCAGUAUGUUUUAUAAAAAUGUGCCAUUUCUAAAUAUUCUUUCAUAACAUUAAACGAUUCAAUACUUUUCAAUAUUGUAUUUAAGAUAUUAUAGAUUAGCAAAGAAUCAUUCCAUCUUUUUUUUAGUUAGUGAAAUAGUUUAGACUAGGUUUGUGUCAUCCCUGUAGGACGUUAACAAAACAAGAUCUGGAGGGGAAAAUCAUUUAGUUUAUGAAGUAUUUUUUUUCAUUUUGCUAUUGAAAACAUAUUGUAACUUUAUGCUGCAGCAUUAUGGAACUGCCUUUUCUAAGAAAAAUAGAUUCAUUGAAAACAAUUGAAUAUGACUAUUUAUACACCUCAAUCAUGAUUCUGUAAAAAUAGGCCCUGUAAAUU
Molecule: messenger RNA, 2759 nt
Organism: Mizuhopecten yessoensis (Yesso scallop)
Lineage: Eukaryota; Metazoa; Mollusca; Bivalvia; Pectinida; Pectinidae
Product: zeta-sarcoglycan-like
Exons: 8
Coding region: 165-1028 (287 amino acids)
Biological process (GO): heart contraction; cardiac muscle tissue development
Cellular component (GO): sarcolemma; sarcoglycan complex
Source: RefSeq, a predicted model, not a curated record